Molecule: messenger RNA, 345 nt
Organism: Fraxinus pennsylvanica
Lineage: Eukaryota; Viridiplantae; Streptophyta; Magnoliopsida; Lamiales; Oleaceae
Source: the annotation of a GenBank genome assembly
AUGAAAACCAGAGGUACGCAAGUGAACAAAUUUGGUAGUAAUUUUGGUACAUGUAAAUCCCCAGUAUCAUUAAAUCCAGUACCAGAAUAUAAUUCAUGCUCGAAGAUUCAAGAACUCAGUCGUUGGACAGUUUCAGGCAUCAUUUUGUCGAGAUAUUAUCAACCAAGUUUCCAUGACUUGAUUAAAUUGGCCAGGGCAACAGUGGAGGAACCACCUUCACUGAUCGUUGCCUUUGCCUCCGCCUCCUUUUCUUUGGUGCACUUUCUGAGUGACUCACCCGUGUCUGAGUCCAUCAACUCUCUUACUCGACUCUCGACCUCUUCAGCAGUGACAACCGUCUUCUGA